AUGACCAAAGAAUCUCAGUGCUGUGAGGAUGUUGCUGAACUAGUCCCCAAAACCGAGUCUGAGACGAUGAUCGUAGACAACUGCUGCAUACAGCUGGUGCAGACUCCUUACCAGUUUGAUGUGCUGGUGCUGCCCCAUCUCUACGGGAACAUUAUUGACAACCUGGCUGCUGGCCUGGUUGGGGGAGCUGACAUGGUACCUGGGGAGAGCCGCAGCGCAGAGUAUGCCAUUUUUGAGGUGGGUGCCCAGGACCCAUUCGCCCAGGCAGUGGGCAGGAAUAGAGUCGACCCCACAGCCAUGCUGCUCUCACCUUCCAACAUGCUACGACGCCUGAAUCUAGAAUAUCACUCCAGUACGACUGCAGGUGAGGUGAAGGAGGCGAUCAAAGUUGACAAGGUGCAAAAAGAUACGGGCGGCUAGAGCACCACAACGGACUUCAUCAAGUCUGUCAUUGCCCACUGGCAGCCAUAG
Molecule: messenger RNA, 471 nt
Organism: Artibeus jamaicensis (Jamaican fruit-eating bat)
Lineage: Eukaryota; Metazoa; Chordata; Mammalia; Chiroptera; Phyllostomidae
Product: isocitrate dehydrogenase [NAD] subunit beta, mitochondrial-like
Biological process (GO): isocitrate metabolic process; tricarboxylic acid cycle
Cellular component (GO): mitochondrion
Source: RefSeq, a predicted model, not a curated record